AUGGUGGAAGAACUAAACAGUAACCCUGAGGUACUUUUGCGGAAGCGUAGAAACGCUGACAGAACCAGAGUCGAGAAGCAGGAACUUGCAAGGAAGCGGAAGGCAGCAGAGCAGCGCCAAAAGCGGGCAGCCAAGAAUCGCUUUGUAAGACCAGAGAGCAUUGUGGCAACGACGCUGGCCACAGAACGUGAAAAAGAGCGUAUCAAGCGUGUAUCGAAGUUGGCACGCAGCAAAGCACGUGACGGCAAUGUAACCAGAGGCGACUAUAUCCUAGACGUGAGGGAGAACCCAGAUGCCGAGUACGAUGACGAAGAUGAGGGGCUGGUGCGCACUAAGAUUCCAUAUAAUGGAGAGGAGAAACUUUUGUUUGUUGUGCGUGUUAAGGGCCCUACGGCGGUUAAGAUCCCCCAAAAAGCAUUCAAGAUCCUAACUAUGCUGCGUCUGUUGGAACUAAACACCGGUAUCUUUCUCAAACUGACUGCCCACUCCUACAUUCUGCUCAAGCUUAUUUCUCCAUAUGUGGUUGUUGGAACACCGUCCCCUGCCUCGAUUCGUGCGCUAAUACAGAAGCGUGCCAGGAUUUUGUAUCAAGCACCAGGUGAGGAACAACCAAAGGAAAUUAUAUUAAAUGAUAACAAUAUCAUUGAAGAAAAAUUGGGUGAUGAAGGUAUCAUAUGUUUAGCAGAUAUUAUCCAUGAAAUUGCCACUCUUGGAGACUCGUUCGCUAAGUGUAGUUUUUUCCUACUGCCAAUUAAACUUAACCGUGAAGUGAGCGGCUUUAAUGCUAUGAGCAAGCUACAAAAAGUAAAGCAACGUGAAACACAGUCUAAAAGCAGGCCUCUGUCAAAUGCGGCAACUGCGCCUGUCAUUCAGGUAGAUAUUGAUGCUUUAAUAGAGAAAUUAAACUAG
Molecule: messenger RNA, 909 nt
Organism: Eremothecium sinecaudum
Lineage: Eukaryota; Fungi; Ascomycota; Saccharomycetes; Saccharomycetales; Saccharomycetaceae
Gene: RLP7
Product: Rlp7p
Exons: 1
Coding region: 1-909 (302 amino acids)
Biological process (GO): maturation of LSU-rRNA from tricistronic rRNA transcript (SSU-rRNA, 5.8S rRNA, LSU-rRNA)
Cellular component (GO): cytosolic large ribosomal subunit
Molecular function (GO): structural constituent of ribosome; RNA binding
Source: RefSeq, a predicted model, not a curated record